CGAAGAUAUUAGUAAAUCGUCCCCAUCCGAAGCCAGCUGGUGUUGUUUGUUGUUGUUUGUUGUUGGUGGAUGAGCAGUUCCAGCCAGUCAACAGCAUCCAUAUCCGCACCCCAGCACACCCGAUCAAUCUCAAACCAGCACUGAGUUCAGCAUGAGUGGUGGACCACCGGGGCAGAAGAAGAAGCCCCAGGCAUACAUCUCCAGCUGCUUGACGGAAGCAGACAAGGAUGUUGUCAAGGGCGUCAUCUCCAACGAUCCCUCUGGCCGCAAGAACAAAGCCAUGGUUAUGGUUGCUGCGCAGCUGUACCGCGGUGACCUUGGCCGCUGGGACCACGUGGGCACUGGGGUCAUGUGCCUGGUCAAGGAACCGGCGCGCAGGAACUUCACCAUGCGCUUCGUGGACAUUGAUUCGCGUGCCCAACUCUUUGGCAUGAGUCUCUUUUACGAGCUCCGGUUUGAGCGCAAGAGGGCCAACCCCACCGUCCUUCAGUUCUUCGAUCCAACGGGCUGCCCCGUGGUCAUCAACUGCAUCACGGAUGAGGAAGCGCGCGAAUUCAGGCGCCGCACUCUGCGCAAGAUCAAGCCCAAGAAGGACAAAGCCCCCGGUCCCCCGCGCAGCUCGGUCGGCAUGUCCACGCCCUCACCCCGCCCGUCGCCAAUGUCCCUCUCCUCAUCGGGCCCACCCCCGUCGUACCCGCAGUCGUCACCGUCGUCUGUCCAGCCGUUCUCCGGCGUGUCCACGUCCAGCACCACCUCCUCGGGCAGCAAGGGCACGAAGAAGGGCAAGGGCAAAGGCAAAGGCCGCCCAAAGCUCGACAAGAGCAUGAUUGGCGGGCCCUCAAACUUCCGCCAUCUUGGGCACAUUGGCCUUGACUCUGAGGGCAACUUUGAUGCAAGCAACAUCCCUGGCGAGUGGAACGAACUGCUUGAGAAGGCCGGCAUCUCCCACGACCAGCUCAAGGACGAGGACACGCGCAAGUUUGUCGAGGAGUUUGUCAACAGCGCCGGCGGCCUUCCGCCUGCCACCUCCCAGGCGCCAUCGGCUCCGCGUCCCGCCGCUCCCCCAGCCCCUCCAGCGUACUCGCGAGGCCCGCCCCGAUCCAACGCACCACCGCCACCGCCGCCAUCGCACGGCCAGCGCAGUGCACCGCCGCCGCCACCACCGAUGCAAAGCCGCGGCGGCCCACCACCACCCCCGCCCCAGACAACCAAACCUCCUGGCCCACCCCCGGGCCGUGGUGGACCACCACCGCCACCACCGCAGACAAACAAGCCGCCGCCGCCACCUGCACCAAUGGGUACAGGGGCGCCACCGCCACCCCCGCCACCAGGCAUGGGGGCAGGCGCACCCCGCCCUCCACCACCACCUGCGAUGGGAAGUGGUGCACCGCCGCCGCCGCCGCCACCGCCGUCAGGCGGCAUGGGUGGGCCACCACCUCCUCCUCCACCAUCAGGGGGUAUGGGUGGUCCGCCACCACCACCGGCUCCCUCUGGUGGCCGCGGCGGUCUUCUGCAGCAGAUCCACCAAGGCAAGUCGCUGAACAAAGUCGAAACCAACGCCAGCCGGCCCGCUCCCUCUGACGACCGCGGUAACCUGCUGGCUGCCAUUCGUGGUGGCAAGUCCCUGCGCAAGGUUGAGGACCACCAGAAGAAGAUUUCGCCCAUGGCCGGAGGAAAGCAGUCGCAGUCCGGCGGCGCUGCUCAGGACGGCGGCGGUGGUGGCGGCGGCCUCGAUGGGUUGGCGAGUGCGCUUGCAAUGGCCAUGAAGAUGCGCAGCAAGGCCGUGCACGGCAGCGACGACGACGACGACAGUGACGACGACUGGGACGAUGACGAUGAUGACUUCUGAAUGCAAUGUCACAUCCCAUCACGUGUUGCUUUGCUGCCUGGUCGUGUUCUUGUGUGCAAGAGGUGUCUUUCUUCCUUCUUCAGCCGUUUCCCUUUUGUGUGGCUUUCCUUACGUUGUCGAUGCGUGGUUCGACGUUGUUGGUUUGAUCGGCGUUUACAUUACAAUGCACGAGUGUGACAACUUAUGAAGCAGCAACGGGAGGGCUAACG
Molecule: messenger RNA, 2058 nt
Organism: Salpingoeca rosetta
Lineage: Eukaryota; Choanoflagellata; Craspedida; Salpingoecidae
Exons: 14
Coding region: 152-1849 (565 amino acids)
Biological process (GO): regulation of Rho protein signal transduction
Molecular function (GO): actin binding; small GTPase binding
Source: RefSeq, a predicted model, not a curated record